Molecule: messenger RNA, 1302 nt
Organism: Cimex lectularius (bed bug)
Lineage: Eukaryota; Metazoa; Arthropoda; Insecta; Hemiptera; Cimicidae
Product: 26S proteasome non-ATPase regulatory subunit 13-like
Exons: 8
Coding region: 100-1260 (386 amino acids)
Biological process (GO): ubiquitin-dependent protein catabolic process
Cellular component (GO): proteasome regulatory particle, lid subcomplex; nucleus; cytosol
Molecular function (GO): structural molecule activity
Source: RefSeq, a predicted model, not a curated record
AGUUACCAUUGUUUUUGUCAAGAAGGUUUCGAUAACCGACGAGUUUUGAAUUUAAGUUGUCGCAAUUUGCCAAAUUUCACCAAGUACACCAAAUCAGCCAUGGUUUCGGUAGCAAGGAAGAUCGGGGUCGAGGCUUACUUGGCGGCUAAGACGAGCUCAGGGUCGAAAAUGGCCAAAGACUGGGUGGCUGUCCAGGAGUUUUACGAGAAAAAACUUUGGCACCAUCUCACCCUGAAACUGUCCGCCUUGGUCAAACACGAAGAGAUGCAGGCGGCCGGCCACGAAGAGAUGGUGGGAUUUUACCAAAACUUCCUCAAAGAUUUUGAAACAAAGAUCAACCCAUUGGCGUUAGUAGAGAUUAUGGAGUCGGUCAUACCGCAUUACCCGACCCCAGAGAACGCAUGCGACGUGCUCGAAGGACUCGAGAAAAGCGUUAAGAACUGCACAGAAGCCGUUGCAUUGUUGAAAAUCCUCCGGGGGAAUAUUUUUCUCAUGAAGAUCAAAAAUCAACUGGCCGCUAAGAAAUUAAUCGACGACAUAGAAGAAGCACUCGACGAGGCAAAUGAAAUCACGUCCACUCACGGCCGAUACUACCUGCUUGCCAGUGAAUAUUACCGUCAGCAGGGAAAACACGCAGAAUAUUACAGUUCAGCUCUCAAAUAUUUAGGAUGCGUCGAUCUAAACGAAAUACCACUUUCUGAAAAAAUCCAGCACGGUUAUUCUCUUUCACUAGCUGCUUUGCUAGGCAAAAGAAUUUAUAACAUAGGAGAACUUUUAGUGCACCCAAUUAUCGAUUAUUUGAAGGAAACACAGCACGAAUGGCUCAUCGAAGUUUUACAUGCGUUCAAUUCAGGUGAUAUAGUCAAAUUUGAGCAAUUGAAGUCAAAGUGGAGCAUCGUGCCGGAUUUAUUAGCCCACGAGGUUUCGUUAAGGCAGAAGAUCGGUCUCCUCGGGUUGAUGGAGAUAGCUUUUAGACAUGGAUCGAAUAAGAGGGAUCUUUCCUUUCUUGAAAUCGCCGAAGCGACUAAGCUUCCUUUGAAUCAAGUUGAACUUUUGGUUAUGAAAGCUUUGGCAGAAGAGCUCGUCAAAGGAUCAAUCGACCAAGUAGAGGGGACCGUGCACAUAAACUGGGUUCAGCCGAGGGUUCUCAAUAAACAACAGAUUAUUUCAUUGAUCGACGUUUUAAACGAAUGGCAGAAUAAAGUGCGCACCAUGGAAACACUCUUCGAGGAAAAAGGAUUUGACAUUCUCACUCUUUAAAAUAAAAUAAAAAAGAGUAAAACCACAAUUUAUUAUAGUGAA